AUGCUUCAUGAAUCCAACGCCAACCAAGCAAAGCUUUCGGGGGUUGGCGGAGGCCGUAGAAGUCAGCAGCAAAUGAGUAAUUUUCAGCAGAAGUUGGAUGCUGAAGGGAAGGUCAUUGAGAGCAAAGAUCGUGGUGGCAGCAGAAGAGUGGCUGUGGCGCAAAUGACAUCUGUUGGUGAUGUUGAGAAGAACUUCGCUACAUGCAAAUCGCUUGUGGAACAAGCCGCCGCAGCUGGUGCGGCUCUCAUUUGCCUCCCUGAGUGUUUUUCCUUCAUUGGUGCACGGGAUGGAGAAGCUGCGGCAGUCGCUGAGCCACUCGAUGGUCCAAUCAUGAGGAAGUACUGCCAGCUGGCACGAGAUUUCUCUAUCUGGUUGUCUUUAGGAGGAUUUCAGGAGGCAGGUGGUCCUGACGCAGGCAGGCGUUUUUUCAACGCUCAUGUGCUGGUGGAUGACACAGGGAAGAUUCAAGCAGCGUACAGAAAAAUUCACCUGUUCGAUGUUAAUGUUCCAGGGGGACCAGUCCUGACGGAGAGCAACAGCACAUUACCAGGGUCAGGCGUUGUCUCUGUUAUGUCUCCUGUUGGCAGACUUGGUCUAACCGUUUGCUAUGAUUUACGCUUUCCAGAGUUGUAUCAGCGGCUCCGAUUCGAUCAUCAUUGUGAUGUACUUUUAAUCCCUGCCGCAUUCACCCAAAAGACUGGAGAGGCUCACUGGGAAGUCCUUUUGCGAGCUCGAGCUAUAGAAUGCCAAUGCUAUGUCAUUGCAGCAGCUCAAGCAGGCCGACACAAUGAUCGCAGAGACAGUUAUGGUCACGCCCUUGUGGUAGAUCCGUGGGGUAAAGUUGCAGCUCGUUGCAGUGACUCAGUUGCAACAGGGAUUGCAACUGUGGACAUUGACAUGGACCUUAUUGCGUCCACAAGACAGCGUAUGCCAAUUGAUCAGCACCGCAGAGCAGAGGUGUAUGAGGGCGCAAGACCUAAAGCGUCCACAGAUUUUAGUGACUCCAAGCUAUAA
This is a messenger RNA of Closterium sp. Yama58-4, 1014 nucleotides long. The record is from the annotation of a GenBank genome assembly. Lineage: Eukaryota; Viridiplantae; Streptophyta; Zygnematophyceae; Desmidiales; Closteriaceae.